Ustilaginoidea virens is the source of this 1665-nucleotide messenger RNA. RefSeq lists its product as uncharacterized. Gene Ontology annotation, biological process: retrograde protein transport, ER to cytosol; endoplasmic reticulum unfolded protein response. The record is from RefSeq and is a predicted model, not a curated record. The coding region runs from base 1 to 1665 and encodes 554 amino acids. Lineage: Eukaryota; Fungi; Ascomycota; Sordariomycetes; Hypocreales; Clavicipitaceae. The transcript has 2 exons. Gene Ontology annotation, cellular component: endoplasmic reticulum lumen.
AUGCUCACUCUAGCUCCAUGCGCUCCAUGUGAGAGAGAGGAUGCGAAAGGCUGCGGCAAAAUGCGCCGUACGAAUUUGAUUCUUCUCGCUGCUACUCAGAUGAGUGCAGCCAAGUCCCUGGGCUUCAGCAUUCAUGAUGACAUGCUGGCAUUUCCUCAGUUUGAGGUUGUCUUCGACAAGACCCAUGUUUCCGAGAGGGAUGCGCAGGCGCUUGUGGAACGCGGCAGACAAGACGCGACGUAUGCGGCCGACUUUUCUGACUCGACCAACGGUAAUGGCCACGCGACGACAACAGCCUCCACCCCUGCCGCUGCCUCGGCACCCAGAUCCGCCGACUCGGACGAAAUUGUAGGCUUCUCGUACGAAAUCCUGAAAAUGUCGCCGCACCGAUAUCUGUGCACGAUACCCACCAUCCGACCCCCCGGUCCGGUGAACGCGACGGACAAUGCCCUGGCCAAGGCCGAGGAGGAGCGGGAACGUCACCGAGCCACCGUCAAAGGUUGGGAGCUCUUGCACGGCCUCCAAGACUUUUGCCUGUAUUACGUUUCCGGGUGGUGGAGCUACAGCUUCUGCAAAAACCGCGAAAUCGUCCAAUACCAUGCCGUCGCUGCCACCGGCAAGAGCCAGGUCCCGAAACGAGACCCAAAUGGCCAAGAGUACAUACUGGGACGGGUACCGACUCUGCCCGCGACAACGGGAGAUGAAAAAUCAAGGAAGCAGCGUGAUGCCAACGAACCCGCGCGCCUCCCAGCCGAGUUGCAGAUCAAAGGUGAUCAACGAUAUCUGGUCCAAAGGCUAGGCGGUGGCACUGUCUGCGACUUGACGGGUAAGGAGCGCACCAUCGAGGUUCAGUACCAGUGCGUACCGGGCCUGAAGCACGACAAGAUCGGAUGGGUCAAGGAGGUCAUCACCUGCUCGUAUGUCAUGAUGAUCAACACGCCUCGCCUGUGCAGCGAUGUUGCUUUCCAACCCCCUGCGGGUAAUCCUGCGAACCCAAUAACCUGCCAGUUGAUCUCGGAUAUCAGCGAAGCAUCUCAACCCCUCCUGGACCAGCAAACUUCCGCUAUCAAGGCAGCAGAGGAACCGAAAGACGGGAUCGGCACGGAUGAUGGCCACCAGCUGACAAGCAAGAAACACGAGACACCGCAAAUCACCAUCGGAGGGGUGCUGGUGGGGGGCAAACGGGCACUUUCCAGCGGCGACGAAGACGGGAAACCCGUCAAACUCGACCAACUCGGUAACUUGUUCGUCCCCAAGCCCAAGAUUCUGGAGCUCAUCGCCGAGGCAGCGAGCAAAGCCGAGGGCGGCAAAGUCAAGGAGCUGACAGCCGAGGAGCUCAAAGGCCUCAACGUUGACCCAAAAACGGUCAAGGAGAUGCGAGAAAAGCUAAAGAAGCUCGCUGGCGACUCGGGCUGGAAGAUGCAACUAUUCCAGAUGCAUGAAGAGGACGAGCAGGAGCUGCUUGGAUUCAUUGACGAGCCAGGCACGGCCCAUGGGAAAAUAAAGUCUACAAAGAGCAAGGAAAAGAACCAGGAGGGGAAUGGCGGUCGAAACGCAAAGGAUGACAAAGACCCGUCAAAGGGGCGUAAAGACGGAGCGUCCGAAGAGAAAAAGAGGGACGGAGAGGGCAGCCAAGAGAGGUUUUUUGAGCGAGACGAACUGUAG